Molecule: messenger RNA, 5716 nt
Organism: Sorex araneus (European shrew)
Lineage: Eukaryota; Metazoa; Chordata; Mammalia; Eulipotyphla; Soricidae
Gene: ADAR
Product: adenosine deaminase RNA specific
Exons: 16
Coding region: 929-3706 (925 amino acids)
Biological process (GO): adenosine to inosine editing; RNA processing
Cellular component (GO): nucleolus; cytoplasm
Molecular function (GO): tRNA-specific adenosine deaminase activity; double-stranded RNA adenosine deaminase activity; double-stranded RNA binding
Source: RefSeq, a predicted model, not a curated record
ACCAGCCUGCGCCCGGCCAUUGAUUCCCACCGAGGGGCGCGCGGGCUACGUGGUGGGGAGGGCGGGGAGGGUCGCGGCGGCGGCGGCGGCGGCCUGGGUGCGGGGCUGCGUCCGGGAGAGCGCACCACCCGCCACGUCCUGUGAACACCGGCCAGGUCCUGUCCCUGCGGCUCCCUGUCCUGUGACGCAUUCCUCCUUCUCGGCCGCAGCCACGUGUGCAUCGGGCGCCCUGCACAGGUACCAGCUGCAGGCCGUGCCGGGCUGUGAGCAGAGCAGGCUGGGCCACCCGCUGCCCUGGCCCGGCCCGUUCCCGGGCAGCUUCCAGCUCCAGCAGGUGGAGUUCCUCAAAGGGUUGCGCCCCACGGCACCCCUCCCCGGAACCUUCUCAGGACUCCAGCCCGGGCUCCUCAGACCCCCUUCCAGACCUGGCCCUCGGCUACCAGUGCUCUCCGUGGCCCUCACGGACAAAACACCUCAAGGCCCCUCCCCGCUGAGCUACCUGCAGCCCCGGGGACGUGGCCGCGGGCCCCGGCCAUGGCAAGACCUUGACCGGCUCUCCUCGCAGUUCCAGCAGCUGAGCGUCGGCCAGGAGCAGGAGCAGCGCAUCUGGGCGCUGCUGGAGGAGCUGGGCGAGGGCCGGGCCACCACCGCCAGGGAGCUGGCCUGCCGGCUGCACACGCCCAAGGCCCACGUCAACCAGGUCCUAUACUCCCUGAAGAGGGAGGGGCGGCUCCUGCAGCUGGCAGGAAGGCCCCCUCUGUGGAGGGUUGCGGCCCCCCCGCAGGCUCGGGACCGGCCGCCUGGCUGGCCGGGUGGAGCACCGCCACUCUGCAGCGGGGACAGUCCCCACGGGCCCGGGGCCCGGCACGCGGAGACUGGAGACCAGGACCCCACGCCUGACCUGCAGGGUCCUCCUGAGCCCGUGGACAUGGCCGAGCUCAAGGAGAAGAUCUGUGACUACCUGUUCGACACAGCCAACUCCUCCAUCGUGAACUUGGCCAAGAACUUGGGCUUCGCCAAGUACCAUGACGUCCACACAGCGCUGCUGGCCCUGGAGCAGCAGGGCGACGUCUGCCAGCGGGGCGCCACCCACGUCUGGUGCCUCACCGAAAAGAAACGGGCGCGGCUGCAGCUCCGCAAGGGCCCCCGCGGUGCUGCCCAGACCCUGUGGGCAGGGCGCAACCCCGAGCCCGCCGCCUGCCCCCUGCCCUCACCCCCCACUGCCCCCAAAGUCCCCGUGGCCACAGCCGUGAAGGUGGAGAACGUGAAGGUGGAGAACGGGCAGGAGGCGCCAGCCGAGUCCCCGAGGCCAACGCCCCCCGCCGCGCAUCCCAACGGCCCCUCGCGCCCCAGCUACGCGGACAUCGAGAACGGCCAGUGGGCCACCGACGACAUCCCCGACAACCUGAACAGCAUCCACGCAGCGCCCGGCGAGUUCCGGGCCAUCAUGGAGAUGCCCUCGUUCUACAGCCACAGCUGGCCGCGCUGCUCGCCCUACAAGAAGCUGGCCGAGUGCCACCUGAAGAACCCCGUCAGCGGGCUGCUGGAGUAUGCCCAGUUUGCCAGCCAGACCUGCGAGUUCCAGCUGCUGGAGCAGAGCGGGCCGCCCCACGAGCCCCGAUUUAAGUUCCAAGUCAUCGUCAGUGGCCGAGAGUUCCCCCCGGCCGAAGCUGGCAGCAAGAAAGUGGCCAAGCAAGACGCGGCUCUGAAGGCCUUGAAGAUUCUGCUCGAGGAAGCGAGAGCCAAGGACGGUGGGAAGCCCGAAGAGCCUUGCCAAGACUCGGAGGAGAAGGAGGCGGAGAAGGCAGCCGAACCCACCUCUCCCUCCCAGUCAGCGCCCUUGUUCUCGGGAAAGAGCCCCGUGACCACCUUGCUGGAGUGCGUGCACAAGCUGGGGAGCUCCUGUGAAUUCCGCCUCCUGUCCAAAGAAGGCCCCGCCCAUGACCCCAAGUUCCAGUACUGUGUGGCCGUGGGGACCCACACUUUUCCCACGGCCAGUGCUCCCAGCAAGAAGGUGGCCAAGCAGAUGGCCGCCAAGGAGGCCAUGAAGGCCCUGAGUGAGGAGACGAGCAGCUCGGGCCACUUGGCAUUCUCCGAGGACCAGGCUGGAGGCGCCAGCUCGGAGGCCCUGGACAGCCUGGAGUCCUUGCUGCCCAGCGGCAUGCGGAGGGUCAGCGAGCUUGUCCGCUACCUCAACACCAACCCCGUGGGGGGUCUCCUGGAGUACGCCCGCUCCCACGGCUUUGCAGCCGAGUUCAAGCUGGUCGAUCAGUCAGGACCACCCCAUGAGCCCAAGUUCGUUUACCAAGCCAAAGUCGGGGGUCGCUGGUUCCCUGCCGUGUGUGCGCACAGCAAGAAGCAGGGCAAGCAGGAGGCGGCCGACGCGGCGCUGCGCGUCCUGAUCGGGGAGAACGAGAAGGCCGAGCGCCUGGGCUUCACAGAGGUAACCCCCGUGACGGGGGCCGGGCUCCGAAGAACUAUGCUCCUCCUCUCCAGGGCCCCAGAGGCACAGCCAAAGACACUCCCCGUCACGGGCAGCACCUUCCACGACCAGAUUGCCAUGCUGAGCCACCGGUGUUUCAACGCCCUCACCAACAGCUUCCAGCCCUCCCUGCUGGGCCGCAAGAUCCUGGCUGCCAUCAUCAUGAAGAGGGACGUGGAGGACCUGGGGGUAGUGGUCAGCCUGGGGACAGGGAAUCGGUGUGUGAAGGGGGACGCGCUCAGCCUGAAGGGGGAGACCGUGAACGACUGUCACGCCGAGAUCAUCUCCCGAAGGGGCUUUAUCAGGUUUCUGUACAGCGAGCUGAUGAAGUACAACCCGCAGACGGCGAGGGACAGCAUAUUCGAGCUGGCCCACGGUGGAGAGAAGCUGCAGAUCAAGAAGAACGUGACCUUCCACCUCUACAUCAGCACGGCCCCGUGUGGCGACGGCGCACUCUUCGACAAGUCGUGCAGCGACAGAGCCAUGGAGAGCCCGGAUUCCCGCCACUACCCCGUCUUCGAGAACCCCAAACAGGGCAAGCUCCGCACCAAGGUGGAGAAUGGGGAAGGCACGAUCCCGGUGGAGUCCAGUGACAUUGUGCCCACCUGGGAUGGCAUCCGACUGGGCGAGAGGCUGCGGACCAUGUCCUGUAGCGACAAGAUCUUGCGCUGGAACGUGCUGGGCCUGCAGGGGGCGCUACUCACCCACUUCCUGCAGCCUGUGUACCUCAAGUCGGUCACACUCGGCUACCUUUUCAGCCAAGGACACCUGACCCGUGCCAUCUGCUGCCGUGUGACCAGGGAUGGGCGUGCGUUCGAGGACGGGCUCCGAUACCCUUUUAUCGUGAACCACCCUAAGGUUGGCCGCGUCAGCGUCUACGAUUCCAAGAGGCAAUCCGGGAAGACCAAGGAGACGAGUGUCAACUGGUGUCUGGCCGAUGGCUACGACCUGGAGAUUCUGGACGGGACCCGGGGCACCGUGGACGGGCCGCGGAAUGAGUUGUCCCGGGUCUCCAAGAAGAACAUCUUCCUCCAGUUCAAGAAGCUUUGUUCCUUCCGGUGCCGCAGGGAUCUGCUCCAACUUUCCUACGGCGAGGCCAAGCGAGCGGCCCGCGAGUAUGAACUAGCCAAGAACCACUUCAAAAAGAGCCUGAGGGACAUGGGCUACGGGAACUGGAUCAGCAAGCCCCAGGAGGAGAAGAAUUUCUACCUCUGUCCCGUGUAGCCUGGCUGAGGCCGGCCCCGAGGGGAGCGGGUCCUUUGUGCCUGUCACAGCUCACGGGCGAGUCUCCCUUUAAUUUUCCCCCAGUGGAACCACAACUGGUCAUGCCGAGGACGGGGGCUCCCCACCCUUUGGAGACUGGGCCACUGUAGCCUUUCUCUCCCCCGUGACCCAGGGGCGAGAGGUAGGUCUCUGCCCUGUCCAGCUCUGCGCCGAUGACCUUCCUUCCCCUAUGUCUAUGUGUGGACCCAGGGCCACCUCCAGGGGGCACCGGCCCACAUGCCUCCACUGGGGGCUAAGCAGGUCCUUCCCCGUGGAGAGGCUGGCCCUGUGGUCAGAGUCUGUCUCCUGUCCCUCAGGACGACAGAGGCAAGCUUGAGAAUCAGGUGAACUGUGAGCUGUUGCUGCCAGGUGUGGCCGGCCCUGCGGCUGAGACCCUUGGACGCUCAGAUCUUGCACUUUAGCCCCGCUUGGCAGGAAGCUGCUGUGGGGUGGGGUGGGGUGGGAGGGCUCCUCCCUCUGGGCAGCAGGACGGGACUGGCCAGGCUGUGGUCCACUACCCUGUGGUGACCGGCCCCCCUGCAGGGGGCACCCCCGUCCACUUCACAGCAGGCAGGUCCCCAAGGUCCCUCCUAAAGAAUUCCUGGGAAUUUCCCAGCCAAGGAGGGGUCGGGGUGGGGGUCGGCUGGCAGGAACCCUCCAGGACAGAACCUAGAAAUAAUCAGGAUGGAGUGAAAGUAAGGCCACAGGUCCCACAGCUGGCCCUGGGGCUGCGACAUCAGGCACUAAUGGGGAGUGCUUAAGGGACCCUGUGCGGACCCUGUGGGCACUGAUGCCAACUCCAAGUCCCCAGCAUACCCUUUCCAGGGAGGGGGUCCUAUGGCAGGGCCCACCUGAAGUCACUCUGCAGCCAAGGGUUCCCAGAGUGGGAAGAAGGCACCCAGAACCCUAGGGAGGGACCCCUGGGUUCCACCUCAAACAAACUUGAGCUCACCUUAGGUGGCCCGUGGGCGAGCCGCUGAAGUCUACUGUAACCAGCAGCCUUGUGAGCUCAGGAACCGGGGGUCCCUCCCCUGGCCGCCCACCCCUUCCUGCUGUACCCUCUCCCCAUCUGUGACCUUGUGAGCUAUGCCCCUCUAACACCCACCCCACCACCUCCAUGGUAGCUAACCCCACAUUUGCACUUUUUCAUGGCUACUAGUCCUUCUGUACUGCUGACUGGAAGUUGACCAAAAUCAAAAGACCCAGGUUUAUUGUUUUUUAAUACACAAAGGCUGUCUUUGUGGGGGCCAAAGUGUCCCCAGGAGCCAAUGGAGAGAGUCCUGUCUCCGGGGGUCCCAGCUCUGCCCUGGUCCUGUGAAUACGCUAAAGGCAGCUGUUGGCACCCCCUCCUGCCCCCCACGCCCCACUCCCAGCCUGCGGGGCAUCUCCUGCCCCCUCAGGAUGCCAGAGCCGCUGCUCUGGCCCGGGCAUUAGACCCUCCUGUAGUCUGAACCGGGGGCCCAGAGCUCCUGCUCACCCUUCGUCUUGUCUAGUGACCUUCCUGGACCCCGUUUCUACGUAGGAGGGUGGCAAGGCCUCCCUGAGCCCCUCACGUCUGCUGGAGUCCAGAUCAUGGUGGGCCCUGCACGCCUCCCCAUGUCCUCCCCUCCCCGGCAGCCCUGAGGCAGGCAGUGUGGGGGUCGUGCUUCCCACUGUGUUUUCACUUUUCUGUCCAAUCUUUGUCUUUAACAAGCAGGCUGCCCCCACCCCCGUUUGUUGAAUGAUCCGUGUAGUUGGCGUGUCUGAACUGUGGCUAUUGCUCGUUCUUCAGAUAAUCACAUACAAGCUGUCGCCGCCUGAAGCCGCGCCCUUCGCUCAGGCGGAAGGGGCUCUGGAGGGUCCUUGAUUGUGACUCCCCGGGCCAGCGGUGGGGAGAGCCGAGCGCAGCCACCGUGCGUUGUAUGAUUCACUUUUGUGUGCCCCUCAGUAGCAGUGACUAAACAUUCCUGUCAAUUAAAAAAGAAACCAAGA